GGCGGCCUUACCGGAAAAUGCGCGCGUGUGCUGUCACACGCGGCUUGACGCAGCGUCGCAGCGGCAGGGCCGUAUCUAUCCGUUCUCGGUGGGUGGGGAGACAAGGAGGCGACACCAGCCAGCGAGCCCGCAAGUCGACACGGUUUGUUUGUUUUUUUCCGCCAAGACUCCGCACGCUUUGCCGUUUGCAACCUCGACAAAAGGAGCCGUGAGAGUCCAGAGGGUCUUGUGGGAGCCAUGGCCAGUGUUUAUGGAUGGCCAAUGAACACUCUUAACCCAGUCCAAACAGCUAGCCCCUUCCUCGAGAUCAUCGAGCAGCCCAAGCAGCGCGGGAUGCGGUUUCGGUACAAGUGCGAGGGCCGUUCCGCGGGCAGCAUACCUGGGGAGAAAAGCAACGACACCACCAAGACCCACCCGGCCAUUAAGGUGCACAAGUACAGCGGCCCCUUGCGCGUUCGCAUCUCCCUGGUGACAAAGAACACGCCGUACAAGCCCCAUCCGCACGAGCUGGUCGGAAAAGACUGCAAGCACGGCUACUACGAGGCCGACCUGCAGGAGAGGCGCGUGCACAGUUUUCAGAACUUGGGCAUUCAGUGCGUGAAGAAGAAGGACGUGAUUGAGGCCAUCACGUGUCGGCUGCAGACCAACAACAACCCGUUCAACAUUCCCGAGGCCAAGGUGUGGGAGGAGGAAUUUGACCUGAAUUCGGUGCGGCUCUGCUUCCAGGCCUCCAUCACGCUGCCUACGGGGGAACUCUUCCCCCUGGACCCCGUGGUCUCGCAGCCCAUCUUUGACAACAGGGCCCCCAACACAGCGGAGCUGAAGAUCUGCAGAGUGAACCGCAACUCGGGCAGCUGUAAAGGCGGCGAUGAAAUCUUCCUACUGUGCGACAAAGUGCAAAAAGAGGACAUCGAGGUGCGCUUCUUCCAGGACUCCUGGGAGGGCAAGGGCACUUUCUCCCAAGCGGACGUCCACAGGCAGGUGGCCAUCGUGUUCCGCACGCCACCCUACCGCGACGCCAACCUCAGCGAGCCCGUCCGCGUGAAGGUGCAGCUGCGCCGGCCCUCGGACCGCGAGGUCAGCGAGCCCAUGGACUUCCAGUACCUGCCCGCUGACCGGGACGAAUAUAGGCUGACUGAGAAGCGGAAACGCACUGGCGAUAUGUUCCAGAAUCUGAAGCUUGCAUCUGUGCUGUCUACAGAUCGAAGACACAUCAGCCCCGUCCGGAGGACGGUUCCAGCCAAACAUCCGUCAAUGAUGGCCCCACAUUUUCCCCCCUUUGCCAGCGGAGCCAAAUCGCAACCCACCUUCACUUAUUUGCAGCAGAGCCAGAUGUUCUUGGACCACAACAAGGUGGGGGCCUCACCUUCCCCCUCCUCUUCUUCCUCCUCUUCCUCCAAUUCGGCAGCAGCAGCUACGAGCCAAACGUGGAAGAUCAUGGAGAGCUUGAACCUGGGCCCGCAGCCCAAAGUCGCGCAGGGUUCGAGUUUCGCCGUGAACCAGCCGCCCGUUUCCAGGCAGGACUACUCCACCCUCAAACUGUCAGACCUUCAGGAAUUCUUUCCCGACAUCUCCUCGGUCAUCACCCAGGAGCCGUUGGCCUCGCAGGGGGGCGUGGCCUCUUCGCACUCUGCCGGCUUCUUCCCCUUACUGGGCUCUCAGUUCCCAGCGGACGACGCUUCGGCCGAGGACGACAUCCCGCAGUUCCCCAGCUUUCCGGAAGCCCAGGCGCCGGGAACCCUGGACAGCCUCAACAUGGACGACUUUGUCGACCUGCUGAACCCUCCGCACGAGAGCGUCAACGGCCAGCGACCCGGCCCCUCCUCCGCCUCGUCGGCCACGACCCACCGCAACGCGGCGGCGCAGAACACUUUGGACCCGGCCGGCAUGCCGGGGAGCACCUGGAUGAAUUAUCCCAACAGCAUCGUCAACCUGCUCCAGAACGAGAGCAUGAUGGACGUCUUGACCAGUAACAACAACCAGCAGCGGCCCGCCGUGCUGGACGAGUUUGACGAGUUGAUAUCCGUGGAUGAGGAUCAUCUCAUUUCCAUUUUCACAGCGGAAGCCAAGCUGGUUUUGUUUCAGGACACCCGACCUAAAACGCAUUUAAGAGCCCUGUUCAUCACGCCGCUUGUUUCGGGCCCAUUUGGAAAACCAUUUCAACAUUUAUUCCAGAUCCUCCAUAUCCUAGUACGCUCUUUGUCCUCACUAGUUACACGGUUUCAGGGUUCUGGUUUUGAGUCGGGUUACUUGUGAGGACAACGAGCGUACUAGUACAUGGACUGAAAGGUGGAUUUUAAAUAGAUGCUGCAAAGGCUUCCCUUAGGGCAGACAUGAAGGGACCGAAUGUAGCUCACGAGGACACCAGCAAUAAAUGUUGCCCAGCAUUUUAUUAUUCGAAUUUUUUUUGUAACUACAACAACGACAGGUCUGCUAUUCUCACGAGAAAUGCGAACAGAUUUAAAGGUAAGUCUAUGCCUACAAGUGAAGGCAUUCCAGCACCUUCCCCCCCCCCCCCCCGCCCCACAAAGUAAAAAAACAAAACAAUUCCCAACGACAGCUCGUAACUCAUGGGGCACUCGUUAGUCAAGGUAACGAUGUACUACUUUUCUUGAACAUCUCGCCAAAUUGUAGUCACGUGCGCAGAACCAAAUGAAGGGUCUACUUGUAAAUAAUACAGGCAACAUUCACGUGUGCUGGUAUAGCAAUGAACUGUGAAAGGUUUCAUGCUUUGUUUGGCGGCAUCAUUUAUUGCUGUGUUUCCCAACCUUUGUGCCAAUAUAUAUAUAUAUAUACCUGUAUAUACAUAAGAACAAAACAAAAAAAGUCAUAACUGUUCUAUUCUCGUGUCAACUUUUUUCUAAAUGCCAGAAACAAAAAUGAUGGCGACAUCAUCGUCAAUGCAGCGAUGGGAGCUUCUGAAUGAUCUCAAGCAGGGCUGACUUCUUCGGGAGUCACAAGGACUCAUGCCAUACCGCUUAUGACAAGGCUCCUUUCAACUGCGUCCGAGUUAAUUCAGUCCAAGCAUGGCUUUUAUUCUGUUGCUGGCCUCACGAAAACUAUUUGUUUUCCACUUCCACUUCCAUUUCCAUCACUUCCAACUUCAUCAUCGCGCUUCGGGUGCUCUCCCAAAUGUUCCCUGUUGAACAGGCAAUUUAGCACCUGCUGAUUUGGAUCUUAAUAGCAAAUCAGGCCUGUAGUGCCAUAGCACACUGGUUGGGAAUCACUGAUGUAUUGUAUGACAGCAGCUUUGUUUAAAUGGAUUCAAACCCACUUGCUUCAUUUUCUAAUAAAAGAUGUUUGGAGA
Molecule: messenger RNA, 3307 nt
Organism: Phyllopteryx taeniolatus (common seadragon)
Lineage: Eukaryota; Metazoa; Chordata; Actinopteri; Syngnathiformes; Syngnathidae
Gene: rela
Product: v-rel avian reticuloendotheliosis viral oncogene homolog A
Biological process (GO): canonical NF-kappaB signal transduction; regulation of transcription by RNA polymerase II; inflammatory response
Cellular component (GO): cytoplasm
Molecular function (GO): DNA-binding transcription factor activity, RNA polymerase II-specific; RNA polymerase II cis-regulatory region sequence-specific DNA binding
Source: RefSeq, a predicted model, not a curated record